Penicillium lagena is the source of this 1317-nucleotide messenger RNA. RefSeq names its product Zn(II)2Cys6 transcription factor. The transcript has a single exon. Gene Ontology annotation, biological process: positive regulation of transcription by RNA polymerase II. Gene Ontology annotation, cellular component: nucleus. Bases 1 to 1317 code for a protein of 438 amino acids. Lineage: Eukaryota; Fungi; Ascomycota; Eurotiomycetes; Eurotiales; Aspergillaceae. Gene Ontology annotation, molecular function: DNA-binding transcription factor activity, RNA polymerase II-specific; zinc ion binding; transcription cis-regulatory region binding. The record is from RefSeq and is a predicted model, not a curated record.
AUGCCCCUCCGUUCUCACCAUGGCUGUGUUCGGUGCAAACGGCGCCGCCAGAAAUGCGACGAGCAGAAACCCGCUUGUGGGCGCUGUCGCCAAGCGGAGGAGAUGUGUGACUAUUCAGUCAUUCUCAAAUGGAAUGGCCGAGUCCCCAGGGAUCCCAAGCCAUCGAAAAGGAAACAGCCUGUCGAAAAACCGGUGGCUGAAGCGAGCCGCCCCCAGCUUCCUGACCAUAAUAAUGACCCGGAGCCUCAACACACGGAUCUCGUCCAUUGUUCACCCGGACUAGAUGCAUGGUCUGCCCUCUCGUCAAAAACUAAACUACUUCUCCACCACUUCAUCAACAGCGCCUCCAUGAUCUCAAGCCACACCCACAUACGCGACCAAAUAUGCCGACAGAUCCUCCCCCUAGCGCACCACUCUUCCUCACUAAUGUACGCGACCAUGGCUCUAUCAGCACUCCAUCGCUUCACACUCCUCAAUAACCUUCCAAACCAAUUCGUCCCUGAAGAAACAGUCUCAUACUACAUGUCUGCGAGUAUCCGCCAUCUUCGCGAAGAGCUACAAACUCAGAAUCACCCGAAACAGGCCCUUCUCCAUACCAUCAGGACAUUAUGCCAUUGCGAGAUAUAUUCGGGAAAAGCAGACUCCUCAUGGCGUGUCCAUGUUAACGGCGCAAGGGUGAUUUUUGAAUCUUCGGAUCCGAAAGAUAUCUGGGCGGAUCCAGAGCCUAGUCGCUGGUUAUGGGCUAGAUGGUGUCUAUCUAUUCAAGCGCUGACAGCUGUGACGGAUCUCGGACUGCCUCCGAAACCAGGAGCCCAGGACUUGGUCCGCCAGGCUGUGCAUGAGAAGCCGCUGUUGGAUAUCUAUACUGGAUACUCGGCAGACCUCAAUGUGGCGUUUAUGGAAAUCGGGGCUGCGGCGUGGAAACGGCAGGCUCUCGACAGUGAACUGACGAGCGACGAUACAGCUGAGGCAGAAUUACAAAGAGAAGCCUGUCGUCUGGAGAGCAUGGUGCAGGACAUGAUCCGGAGAGACAGUGAGGAGGGACUACGUGUCCCUUCCCAUUUGUCUCUCAGUGAAAAUAAUCUCCGGCAAUUCAGCGCUUGUAAUGCGGCAUAUCAGUAUUCGGCCCUCGUGCAUCUCUACAGGCGUGUUCGGAGGAUGAGAUCGUUCUCCGUUGAGGUGCAAGAGUGCGUGAGGAAAAUCCUGGACGUUGUGUGUGGCAUCCUCCCGGUCGAGGCACUCUCGCCUUGGGUCCUUCUUGCUACUCCCAUUUACACAGCUGGGUUAGUUAUUCCGAGUCCAGUGGGAUUGAUAUGA